Molecule: messenger RNA, 4338 nt
Organism: Hyla sarda
Lineage: Eukaryota; Metazoa; Chordata; Amphibia; Anura; Hylidae
Gene: GNB1
Product: G protein subunit beta 1
Exons: 11
Coding region: 705-1727 (340 amino acids)
Biological process (GO): G protein-coupled receptor signaling pathway
Cellular component (GO): cytoplasm; heterotrimeric G-protein complex
Molecular function (GO): protein binding; signaling receptor complex adaptor activity
Source: RefSeq, a predicted model, not a curated record
AUUGUCACUCGCCAUCCACUCGCCGCUCUCAGCCUUCCCCUAAUGAGUGCGCCUCCCUCCUCCGUGCAGCAGCGUGCCUCUGCCAGAGCCGCUGCGUCAUGACGUCGUCGCCUCCCACUAGCCCCGCCCUAUCGCACAUUAGCCCCGCCUGCUCGUGCGUGGGGUUUCCCGGCGCUGUCCGCAGGGUUACCGCGCCCAUCUCUGCUCGAUGGCUGAAGUGAUCUGAGGGGGACGGCGGUUUUGAGCGCGUUGUGUUUUUUUUUGUCCCUCCCCCGCCCCCCUCCCGUAUCAGUCUUCGGCGGCAGUGCGGGCUGUGCCACACCACAACCACCAAGGAGGGGGAACCCAACCGGCAACCGAGGAGAACCGACAGAGAGGAAACAGCCGCCCGCCCGUCCUCCCUCCCGUCACCGCCCAGCACGUCUCCUGCUCCCCUCAUCCUCCCCGUCCCCCCCUCCCCCUCCCUCCUCCGGCCGCCCUUCACCUCCCAAACGCCCUCCUAUAGUCUCGGAACACGCUGUGGGCCUCCGGGGGGAAAAAGGAAGGAAAGGAAGGAGGACUCCGGCCAUAGCGGAUCGCAGCCCUUGGGGCACGAAGACAACAGGCCGAGGAAGGGGCGAGAAGAUAGCCGUGGAUGGUCACACAUUGGCUGGACAGCAGAACUGAGUGUUGGUGGUAGAGAAGCUUCAUCUUAGAGAAGAACCAUGAGUGAACUUGAUCAGCUACGCCAGGAGGCCGAGCAACUCAAGAACCAAAUCAGAGAUGCCAGAAAAGCAUGCGCAGAUGCCACUCUGGCUCAGAUCACCGCCAAUAUUGAUCCCGUAGGUCGAAUUCAGAUGCGCACUAGACGUACACUGAGGGGCCACCUUGCGAAAAUCUAUGCUAUGCACUGGGGCACAGAUUCCAGGCUGCUAGUUAGUGCCUCCCAGGAUGGCAAGCUUAUCAUCUGGGACAGCUACACCACAAACAAGGUUCAUGCAAUUCCCUUGCGUUCAUCUUGGGUGAUGACAUGUGCUUACGCUCCAUCUGGAAACUAUGUGGCUUGCGGUGGUCUUGAUAACAUUUGUUCAAUUUACAACCUGAAAACCCGUGAAGGAAACGUGAGAGUGAGCCGUGAAUUGGCUGGUCACACAGGAUAUCUGUCCUGCUGUCGCUUUCUGGAUGAUAACCAAAUAAUAACCAGCUCUGGAGAUACCACUUGCGCUCUUUGGGACAUUGAAACUGGUCAGCAGACAACCACCUUUACUGGACACACUGGGGAUGUAAUGAGCCUGUCCCUUGCUCCAGAUUCCAGGUGCUUUGUGUCUGGGGCCUGCGAUGCCUCAGCCAAACUUUGGGAUAUCCGAGAAGGGAUGUGCCGACAGACCUUCACCGGCCAUGAGUCUGACAUAAAUGCUAUCUGUUUCUUCCCCAAUGGUAAUGCUUUUGCCACUGGCUCAGAUGAUGCCACAUGCAGGCUCUUUGACCUUCGUGCAGACCAGGAGCUGAUGGUUUACUCUCAUGACAAUAUCAUCUGUGGCAUCACCUCAGUAGCAUUCUCAAAGAGCGGACGCCUCCUGUUAGCCGGUUAUGACGAUUUCAAUUGCAACGUCUGGGACACGCUUAAGGCCGACAGAGCAGGUGUCCUUGCUGGUCACGAUAACCGUGUAAGUUGCUUGGGAGUGACAGAUGAUGGCAUGGCAGUGGCAACAGGGUCAUGGGACAGCUUCCUCAAGAUUUGGAACUAAAGUCUACACCCAGCGGACUUCUCCAUGACUGGAAGAGCAUUCCAACCUUCGAAAUUUUAAAUCAUAGCAUAUCCGAUCCAACCAUACUAACGUGGACACCCACUCUCCCUACUCCCAUACAUCAAAGGGCAGAACCUCUCCUCUCAUUUUUGCUGAAAACAAGAGCACAAUUAUUUGCUAUAGAAAGAAUUGUUUUGUGGUUCUGAAACCGAGAAUUGUGCAUUCCUUUUGGGACCAUUUCUUUAUAAUUUUAACUUGUUUUUUCUUUACUUUUUUUUUGUCAUCCCCUAUGUUCACCUUUUUUUUUGUCUUGAAUAAUUAUACAAAACACUAUGCGCCGUAUGAGAUAACCAAGAAAUAGCUAUACCAAGCGUAAAGUCCAUUUCAUGAUUGUUAAUCUGAAGGUUCUAGAGCAGAGUCUGGAUUUCUUCAUUAUCUUAAGGCCGGAUGUUAAUGUGAGAACUGCAGUACAGGAUUGUAAAAUAACAGUUAACAGGUUUUUUUGUCUUUUUUUUUUUUGUCUUUUUUUUUAUUUUAUUUUUUGCGCCCCCCCCUCUUUUAUGGUCCAUUAAGUGAAGGUGGGAUGUGAUAGACAUGUGGGCCUGUUAAAAUGCUGUAAACUGUCCCUGUAUUGUCUAUUUUGAAAACAAAUCUGUUGCACAGGUACAGAACCGUAUGAACAUUAAAGAGCAUAUUAGACAUCCUCAUGCCCUCCAUGUAAUGGUCAUAUGUACAAUCUGUCAACCCUCCCCGGGUAGGUUGCUCCAGUAAUUGAGUUACUUUUGAGCACCAACUGCUUGGGAAAUGUUAGUAACCCAAUGCCUGGAGUGCCUUUAGAAUCUUGUCAUCCUAAAAUAUUGACCGUCCAUGUUGGGACUCUGCAACAGAUGCGACUGGAGUGUUGGAAGGACUCGGUUAACCAUGUACAGUUCUUUGUACCACCGAUGCCAAUGAACUGUGUUCUGUUCUAUGAAUGCAUCUACACCACUCCACCUUCUCCUCUUGCACCCAACACACUAUUAGAACUCCUUCAGGGAUCGAGAGCAUGCAAGAUUGCGGAGCAAUGUUCAGCUCACCCUUUGCUACUGAGGUUAACCCAUAGUUCUUGUUUAUAUAUAUGUGUAUAUUUUAUUUUUUUCUUCUGGGUUGGGGACAAGAUUUAUUUCCCUUUUUUUAGAGCUGGCAGCAUCCAUAGUUAUAUUGCAAAGCGCCUACAUCAAGCACCAGUCAUGGUUUAGCAUGCUCCUUUUUGAGCAAAGACAUGUACUUCUAGAUGGGCAUCUAGUAGUCUUGUUGGUGCAGUAUGCUGUUGGCAGAUUUUUUUGUUAAUUUUGUCCUACACAUGUCAAAUCCUUUAUUCGCCUAAGAAAAAAAAAUACAUUCAGACCCACAUCCCCUCCGUACACUUGUUCAGUUAACACUGGGAAGCGAGAAUGAGACAUACAAGGGUAUAUUUCGUGAACACUACCCUGGGUUCCGUACUGAUAGCUUAGGAGCAGCAGCCGUGGACAGAAGUACAUGUCUGUACUCUUUGGAUAUAAAGUCAGAUGUGUAUGAAAUGAUGUACAAAUUAAUGUUUUUGAAAAUAAUGAUCUUGAACUUUCGAAGUUAAAACUUCAGAAAGCUUUUAUUCUUCUGUUGGCGGGGUGGGGUGGGGGUGUGUUUGCCAUAGGGAUGGGUUUUCCUCUUAAGAUUGCAUGCUGUAGAGUUGCUUAAUAAUGUGCAAAUAGAGAAUCCUUAGAUGGUUUUUUUUUUUUGGUUUUUUUUCCGUUUUUCUUCAUUUUAAAAAAUAACCUGUUUAAAAAGAAUGAAAUAACUAUUGCGGUUGUGCUUUUUUUUUUUUUUUUUUUUUUUUUAUAUAUAUAAUCACAGCUACUCUUAGGUAUCCAUUUUCGAAAAAAAUAAAAUGAAAAUAAAACAUUCAGUGCAAAAAAUGAGCACUUUGACGAGUAGCUUAAUUCACUUUUUUUUUUUUAAAACAAAUAAAAAAAACAUCCUGUUCAAACGAUUGCAUAAAAUCAAUAAAAAACAAACGAUUUUUCAGGAAGGGUUGGGAAAUGUGACAUUAAACUUUACCCUGGUUUAAGUUGAUGCUUCUCAGCCUGUUCUUGUAGAAAGAGGAUCUUGCAUCUGAUUUGUUUUGUUCUUCCAAGAACAGCUUUCCCUUCUAUUUCCCUCCCUGUUCUGUUCAAACCGAUCUGUUACUGUAAAGAUCUGGAAACCAAUACACAGGAACUCCACCUCUGUUCCACGGUCUGUGCAGUAAGAAAAUAUCUCACUUUUUUUUUCUUAUUUUUAAUUUCAUUAGCUUCUUCCUAAUUGUAUAUGAUCGAUACUCAACCUUUAGCAGUAGAGGCUUUUUAUUUUUAUUUUUUUCUCCUCUUUCUGUACAAAAAAAAGUGCUGUAAUUGUGCGUUAGGCCGGGAACUGGCAAAGAUGCCCCGCCCACUUCAUGCAUAAAUUACUAUGUAGAGCUCUCUUGCACCCCCUACUCCCUUUCACCUUUUGUAUUUAAUUUUAAAGUCAGUGUACUACAAGAACGCUGGAUGCAAGAUAGAUACUAUAUUAAAAUGUACUGUUAUUUAAGAUGUAAUAAAGCAGUUUGACAUGA